AUGUUUCCCUGCUCGUGGCCGUGUCCUGAGCCUGACCCUGAGGAGCUGACUGCCUUCACUGAUCUCUAUGGUUCCCUCAGAUUACUCCUCUCCUUUCAGAUUAAAAUCCACCUCAAAUUCAAACUCAACCAGCAGACCCUCCAACCAGAAUUCAGGCCUCCAGAGUGUGUUAAGAAAGGAUGCUGGUGUCUGGGAGGACACCCUGACCUCGGAGACAGGUUGCUGCUCAGUGUCCCAGCUCGAGCCAUGGAUCAAGGCCUGUAUGGGGAGCUCAGCGUCCAGCCUGUCACACUCCUUAGCCCCUGUGUGCUGCAGUACCCCAAUCUGGCAACCCAGCUCACACACAUACAAGUUUUGGUUUACAGCCCCAGUAAUGUUCCUGUUACAGGCCCCUCGGGUUUCUUCCAGAACCUCCCUGCUCAUCUGGGCUGUGAAGAACUGAGAGUGCACGGCCUCCACUGCUCCUCUUACAAAGAUCUUGUGCUCAGUGGUGGCAUUGUGUAUGAAGUAGAGCAAGAAAACCAGGGGGAGGAAUCAAUUGUUCCCACAAUGCAGCAGGGUCUCCUGCUCUUCCUCUUCCUGCAGCACAGCGACCCCUUCACCUCGCAGCUCUCUGAUGUUAUGGCCACAGAGGCCCUGAUAGAGCACCACCUGGAGGAUAUUCUCAGCAGCAACAGGCAGGCAGUCACAGCAGCCCUGCAGACUGAGCUAAAGAAAACACUGAAAGCCCAACAGCGCAGGAAAAGGCACCAAGAGAAGCUGCGUUCAGCUGUCAAGGUGAUUCUCUCUUCGUCCAUCAGUAUCGUGAGCAGUAGCAGUAACAUGGACUUCAGAAACGCCUGUCUGAACAGCAUGAAGGUGCGUGACACCCAUGAAUUGUCGGCCUCCCUCUGUGAAUCUCUGUGGAAGGUGACAUCAUGGAAAUUCACACCCAGAGGCCGGUGCUACUCUGCUCAGAUGGAGGAAGAGGAAGAGAGUGAUGGACUCACCAGGACAGAAAUCUGAGACUGUCUGAGUUUGUCAUUAUAAAAAAGAGAUGUGUUGAGUUUGAAACCUCUGAAAGCAGUUAACACUGGAGUGAAUAUUCAUGACGUUGCAAAUGUGCUGGUGAUACAAUAAAGAAAAAUUAUUUAACCUUU
Messenger RNA from Pleuronectes platessa (European plaice), 1139 nucleotides. It is a transcript of the gene top6bl, whose product is annotated as DUF4554 domain-containing protein. Bases 1 to 1005 code for a protein of 334 amino acids. The record is from RefSeq and is a predicted model, not a curated record. Lineage: Eukaryota; Metazoa; Chordata; Actinopteri; Pleuronectiformes; Pleuronectidae. The transcript is spliced from 9 exons. Gene Ontology annotation, biological process: meiotic DNA double-strand break formation.